GCGAGCUUGCUUUACUGCUUCAGGCCACAUCGGCCCCCAAGCCCGUCGCCAUCCCCCUAUUUCUACCGCCGCUGCGGCCUUCCCCCUCCCCUGCGCUGUGCGUUCGAGCACAUCCUCUGGUCUGAUCCAAGCCUUCCUCCGUAAAGUCGAUCGCCGCUGCGCGCGGUCAGGCGGGCGGACGCGUGUGCUGCGCCACCGAUGCGUUCCAUGCUUCCGUAGCCCACCGUUAGCAGCACACGGGAGUUAGCAAGUACUGGUACGUACGGAAGAACCCGCGGCUGGGAUCGUUCCGCAGCAAGAGGCCUCGGCCAGGUAUUGAUUAGGUUCAACCAAGAGAGCAAUAGAGCAGCACUACAACAACAAUGCUGGACCUUGUUGCUAUGUCAGCUGAUGAUUCUGCGCUGGCUGAGGAUUUGCAGUUUGAAGAGGUUCUCCAGUUCUCAACUCACUUUGAGAGUGAGAAUGUCUGCGCAGUUUGCAAACAGAUGAUCCAAUCAUUGGAAGCGUCAUGGAUACCUGACAAUUGUGACCAUGUCAUCUGCAUUGCGUGCUUCUGCCAAUAUGCACAUGAGACAGAUGCCACGGGGCUGCCCAGGUGUGCAGUGGCUUCUUGUGAAUCUUUGUGCAAGACAGAGACGCAUCACGAGAUCAGUGUGCCUCAUGGCACUUUGACCUCAACUGAAGGCAUGGACCGCAAAGGGAAAAAACCACUGGAUGGCACGCUCCAAGAGCUUGGGCAAUGCUCUCACGGUGAUGAUGCAAUGAUCAGCAGUGACUUCUACUGUUCCAUCUGCAUGGAAACAGUGCACAUUGGGGAAGUCUUUCCUAUUGACGGAUGCACACACACCUUCUGCAUCAGUUGUGUGAGCCAGUACAUUGCUGCAAAGGUCGAGGAGAAUGUCUUGUCUAUUGGCUGCCCUGACCCAGGGUGCAAGGAUGGUGUGUUGCACCCAGAAGCAUGCCGUGAUGUGAUUCCGUUGCAGCUGUUCCAGAGGUGGGGUGCUGCGCUCUGUGACUCAUCAUUGGGGGAACUCAAAUUCUAUUGCCCCUUCAAGGAAUGCUCGGCUCUGUUAGUUCACGAUCCUGGCCAUGGUGAGGCAGUGAUAACAAACGUGGAGUGCCCACACUGCUGCCGGAUGUUCUGUGCCCAGUGCAAGGUUCCAUGGCAUGAUGGUGUGACAUGCACAGAGUUCCAACGGCUCGGGAAGGAUGAGCGGACCAGGGAGGACCUGCUGCUGAGGAAGGUUGCACAAAAGAGCAAGUGGCAGAGGUGCCCCAAGUGCAAGAUGUACGUGGAGAGGGUCACAGGUUGUGUGUUCAUCAUCUGCAGGUGUGGGCACUGCUUCUGCUACCUCUGCGCAUCCCCGAUGUCUAGGGAUAACCAUCAUUGCAAGACCUGCAAGCGAACCUGGUGAAAGACCUGGAGCUUCCAAGUCCUACCUGAAGGAAGGAAAUUAUUAGCUUUAUUAAAUCUGGUCGAUUUGCUUUUAUGACUGUUCUGAUUAGCUCUGGCUCGUGCAGUUCUGAUUUGACAAGUCGGAAUCAGAAGUAGCGCUGGAGUCUAUUAGUAAUAAUCGUGAAGUUGGUUUAGGAAAUGACAUCACAAAGUGAGACUGUCUUGCGACCUUUUGUAAUGGUGACAUAUGAAGGUGCCGGCCAGUUUCUAGCAAUCUAUGAAGUAUUAGGUGCUGGCCAGUUUCUAGUAGUCUAGGAAGUAUCAGGUACUAGCUUAGAAGGAAACUAGGUGUGUUCCCAUUGAGAAAUCACCGAGCAUAUAUAAGGAAAUUUCUUAUGAACUUCUAGAUUUGUUUCUGCCAGUAACUCGGGAGUAAUUUCUGAUAAAUGGAUGGAUCUGUCAGUUUAGUCGGUGUA
This is a messenger RNA of Setaria italica (foxtail millet), 1872 nucleotides long. RefSeq names its product probable E3 ubiquitin-protein ligase RNF144A-B. Gene Ontology annotation, biological process: ubiquitin-dependent protein catabolic process; positive regulation of proteasomal ubiquitin-dependent protein catabolic process; protein polyubiquitination. The record is from RefSeq and is a predicted model, not a curated record. Bases 363 to 1415 code for a protein of 350 amino acids. The transcript is spliced from 3 exons. Gene Ontology annotation, molecular function: ubiquitin conjugating enzyme binding; ubiquitin protein ligase activity; zinc ion binding. NCBI's taxonomy places the organism in Eukaryota, Viridiplantae, Streptophyta, Magnoliopsida, Poales, Poaceae. Gene Ontology annotation, cellular component: ubiquitin ligase complex; cytoplasm.